This is a messenger RNA of Neoarius graeffei (lesser salmon catfish), 5984 nucleotides long. It is a transcript of the gene col4a5, whose product is annotated as collagen, type IV, alpha 5 (Alport syndrome). Gene Ontology annotation, cellular component: basement membrane; collagen trimer. The transcript is spliced from 50 exons. Gene Ontology annotation, molecular function: extracellular matrix structural constituent. Bases 150 to 5234 code for a protein of 1694 amino acids. The record is from RefSeq and is a predicted model, not a curated record. NCBI's taxonomy places the organism in Eukaryota, Metazoa, Chordata, Actinopteri, Siluriformes, Ariidae.
UCGCAGUAGGCAGCGCUCCUAUCGCUGAAGAGCCUGGAGGCUUUGAAGAAUCCGUCUUUUUAGUUAAAAAAAAGACCACCACCACCACUCCAUAUCAGAGAGAAGUUAUCAGGGGAAUAUGAGAAGCUCUCCAUGCGCUCGAGGUCGCCAUGGUCCAUGUUGAAAGGGUGGAUUCUUUAAAAAUGAAUAAAAAGUUAAAGAGUCUGCAGAAGCUCGUCGCCGUGCUGUUCUUCAUAUCUCUGUCCAUAAGCGUUCAGCAGUCUGAGUGUGCGGCAUGUCAUGGCUGUGGGACCGGACUGAAGUGUGACUGCAGUGGAGUGAAAGGAGCAAAGGGUGAGCGAGGUUUUCCAGGUCAAACAGGUCAUCCAGGUGCACCAGGAUACCCUGGACCAGAAGGGCCAGCUGGACCUCGUGGACAGAAGGGUGAUGAUGGACCUUCAGGACCACCUGGAUCGAAAGGAAUAAGAGGACCUCCUGGACUUCCUGGAUUUGCAGGGACACCAGGAAUUCCAGGUCUUCCGGGACUGGACGGGCCUCCAGGUCCAAAAGGAAUUGCGGGCUGUAACGGAACAAAGGGUGAAAAAGGAUUUCCAGGAACUGGAGGUUUCCCAGGUGGAGACGGUCAACCGGGACCACGUGGUUAUCCAGGACAGAAGGGAGAGCCUGGUGAGGUCAUUACUGUAGAUACGCAAGGAACACCAGGACUUCCAGGAAGCAUCGGUCAGCCAGGCCCCAGAGGAGAGCCAGGACAGCCCGGGUUGCCAGGUCCUAUUGGGCCUCAGGGUCCGAGAGGUUACGAUGGACCACCAGGUCCCCCUGGUCUACCAGGGCCAAAGGGAAAUAUGGGGCUGAACUUCCAAGGGCCAAAAGGAAAGAAAGGUGAAGCUGGGUUACAGGGGCCUCCUGGGCCUCCAGGGCAAGUUGACCAGUUAAUAGGUGAAACAGAGGGAGUGAUUCAUCGAGGAGAGAAGGGUGACCGCGGACCACCUGGACCACGUGGAUAUCCUGGCCCUCCUGGAACACCUGGCCCAUACGGCAGUCUGAAGGGAGAUAAAGGAGAGCCAGGAGAACCUGGAAAGAGGGGUAAACCUGGCAAAGAUGGGGACGUUGGCCCUCCUGGACUUCCGGGUGUUAUAGGAGACACUGGUGAACCUGGUUUUCCAGGAAGACCUGGAGAAAGAGGUGAGAAAGGUGAGCGAGGACUACCUGGACCUCCAGGCGUGGCGACAGCCUUACCUGGGAGCCUUGUCGGCCCUAAAGGAGAUCCUGGGCUUCCUGGAGUCCCUGGGAGGAAAGGAGAGCCAGGGCUAGUUGGUAUCCAAGGACCACCAGGUCAGCCAGGUCGUCCAGGAAUUGGAGGUCAAGGCCCACCUGGCCCCCCUGGUUAUCCAGGAGAGAGAGGACAGAAGGGAGAUCAAGGAUCGCCUGGAGCUUCUCUUCCAGGUUCUCCUGGCAGACCUGGACCACCAGGUUUACAAGGACCUCCAGGACCUCCCGGACCUCCAGCAUUGCCCACCGGUGAUGGAAACUGCAUCCCAGGACCUGCUGGUCUUCCAGGCCUGAAUGGGGACCCCGGUUACCCGGGAGAGAUAGGCCAGAAAGGUGAAAAGGGGGAAACGUGUGUGAAUUGUUUCGUAAGCGGCAACCUCAUCCCAGGACCUCAGGGUCCACCUGGACGCCCAGGACCUCCAGGCAAUCCUGGGCUCCCUGGUUUGAAAGGAGACAGAGGGCCCCCAGGCAGCCCUGGUUUCAUGGGGCCAUCAGGUUUACCAGGAUCAGGUGGUUUACCUGGAGAACCUGGACAGAAGGGUGACCCUGGUGAAGCAAUUAGCCUUGAUGGUAUGAAGGGAGACAAGGGAGACACAGGAUUCCCUGGACCUCCAGGUCAGCCUGGCCGGGACGGAACUCCUGGUCGAAAUGGAGCUCCUGGACCGCCUGGUCCCAAAGGCACACCUGGUUCCCUUACGCUUAAAGGUGAACGUGGCCCUUCUGGAGAUGCUGGUCUCCCAGGCUCUCCUGGAGACAGGGGCCUUCCUGGUGCCCCUGGAUUUGGCCCACAGGGACCUCGUGGAGAGAAAGGAUUCCAGGGUGUGUCAGGAAGGCAAGGACCUCCUGGACCUCCAGGUCAGAAAGGUGAACCAGGUCUGACGGUCUCUGAGAAAGGGACACCUGGACCUGCCGGACGUGAUGGUGAUCCCGGUCUACCUGGAAAUCCAGGUAACCCAGGCCAACCUGGCUCCCCUGGCUUCCCAGGAUUACCUGGCCAGAAAGGAGAGUCUGGUCUCCCGGGCAUAGGCUUUCCAGGCCCACCAGGUCCUAAAGGAUUCCCAGGUAUUGCGGGAAGUCCUGGCAACCCUGGCAGGCCUGGACCAGCUGGUGUGGAUGGAAUACCUGGUGUACCUGGACCCCGUGGACCUAAGGGUGAACCUGGUUAUGGUAUCCCUGGCCCUCAGGGGUCCCCAGGUUUGCCUGGCAGUAAGGGUUUUCCUGGGCAUAAAGGUGAUCCUGGAUUCCCUGGAAAUCCAGGUGCACCCGGCCGACCCGGUAUUGAUGGUCCUCCUGGUUAUAAAGGCGAUCCUGGUCAUCCUGGUCCUCCGGGUGCAUCUGGUCCUCAAGGCCCCCCUGGUUUUGGUUUACCUGGUUUACCUGGACCAGCAGGACCUCCUGGACCUAUGGGCAGUCCUGGUUCCCCUGGUUUGAAUGGUGAGAAAGGAGACAUUGGUUCUCCUGGACUGGAUAUUCCAGGCUUUCCUGGUGACCAGGGUCGUCCCGGAUUGCCUGGACCACCUGGCCCAACUGGCCCAACUGGAAGCCCUGGUAAACCUGGCCAAGAUGGACUACCUGGAUUCCCUGGGCAAAAGGGAGAAAUGGGUGUGAUGGGCACUCCAGGAACUCCUGGUAAUCCUGGCAGUCCUGGUGUGCCAGGAUUUCCUGGACCAAAAGGUGAUAAUGGCCAGCCAGGACUGCCAGGAAACCAAGGUAUAAAAGGAGGAAAGGGAGAUAAAGGUGAACCAGGUAUAAGAGGCCCAGCUGGUAUCAGCUAUCCUGGUGCCUCAAAAGGAUUGAAAGGAGAACCAGGACUUCAAGGAAUUAGAGGAGCUUCAGGAGAAAAAGGUGUUCCUGGCCUUCCAGGAGAUCAAGGCAUCCCUGGACAGAAUGGACGUGCUGGGCCACCUGGACCCCCAGGUCCAAAGGGAGAUCCUGGAAUUCCAGGAAUACCAGGAACCCCUGGUACCCAAGGACCGAAAGGCGGCAUGGGCGAGAUGGGAUUUCCUGGCCCUUCUGGAGUUAAAGGAAACCCAGGUCAACCUGGACGACCUGGACAGCCUGGCUCUCCAGGAGCACCAGGGUUCCCAGGACCAAAAGGAGACCCUGGAACACCAGGAUUUGGGCAACCAGGAGCUCCAGGACCCAAGGGUGAACCCGGCUCUCCUGGUGGCCCUGGAGGUACAGGGCCAAAAGGUCAACAAGGGCCCCCAGGAGGUCCAGGGAUACCUGGGAGCCCUGGCCCAAAGGGUGAUCCUGGCCUCCCAGGAUUCCAAGGUACACUUGGUGCUCCUGGUCCUAAGGGUCUGGAUGGAGUCCCAGGUGCCCCUGGUCUAGCAGGCGCACCUGGAAGGCCAGGAACCCCUGGCUCGCCUGGUUUGCCAGGCACACCUGGAGACAAGGGUCAGCCUGGUCGUGAUGGUAUUCCUGGACCUCCAGGAUUAAAAGGAGAGUCAGGUAUACCAGGUUAUGGACUCCCAGGUCCUCCAGGCAUUCCUGGGAUGCCAGGUAACAAAGGAGACUCUGGCCUUCCUGGCCAGCCUGGCAGCCCUGGUUUCCCUGGACUAAAGGGUGAUGUAGGAUUGCCUGGUGCACCAGGCAACCCUGGUCUUCAAGGGUCCCCUGGUCCUCCGGGUCAGUCUAUUCAAGGGCCUAAAGGCAUCCAGGGUCCUCCUGGACCUCCAGGAAGAAGAGGUUCUCCUGGCACAGAGGGGCCCCGUGGACCACCAGGUUCUGGAGGAGUGAAGGGUGAGAAAGGCUACCCUGGAAACCCUGGACAACCUGGUUUAACUGGACAGAAGGGAGACACUGGAUCACCAGGUUUUACGGGCCCUUCUGGACCUCCUGGACCUGUUGGACCUAAAGGUGACAGCGGUCUUCCAGGCAUUCCAGGAUUAUCAGGACCUAAAGGUCAGCCUGGUGCUUCUGGGGGUCCUGGCUUGCGCGGUGAUCCUGGUGACUCUGGUCCUCCAGGUGCUCCUGGUCUGCCAGGUCAAGCUCCAACCCCAAUUGUGGUGAAAGGUGCUCAGGGGCCUCCUGGUCCUCCGGGACCCCAAGGACCCCAAGGGCUACCAGGAGAGGCAGGACUGGAGGGGCUUCCAGGUCAGCCUGGUAGUCCAGGUGACCCAGGUCCUGAUGGACCUCCAGGAUUCAUUGGUCCUGCUGGAAGGAAAGGAGACUCUGGACCCUCUGGGCAGCCAGGUGGGCGGGGUUUACCCGGCACUUCUGGUCCAGAAGGGCGUCCAGGUCCUCCAGGUCCUCCAGGUGUGUCUUCAGCAUCUCAUGGCUUUCUGAUUACGCGACACAGUCAGUCUAUAGAUGCACCUUCAUGCCCAGCUGGCACUUCUCCCAUCUACGAAGGCUAUUCUCUGCUCUACGUCCAGGGCAACGAGAGGGCACAUGGUCAGGACCUGGGUACGGCUGGAAGUUGUCUACGUCGUUUCAGCACCAUGCCUUUCAUGUUCUGCAACAUCAACAAUGUGUGCAACUUUGCUUCCCGGAAUGACUACUCUUAUUGGUUGUCCACUCCUAAACCCAUGCCCAUGGACAUGGCACCGAUCCAAGGAGAAAACAUCAAACCCUACAUCAGCAGAUGUGCUGUAUGUGAAGCACCAACUAUGGUGAUAGCGGUGCACAGCCAGACCAUCCAACUGCCAUCAUGUCCGCAGAACUGGGAGCCGCUGUGGAUCGGCUACUCCUUCGUAAUGUACACUAGUGCAGGUGCAGAAGGCUCUGGUCAGGCUCUGGCCUCGCCUGGCUCCUGUCUGGAGGAGUUUCGUUCAUCUCCCUUCAUUGAGUGCCAUGGUCACGGAACCUGCAACUACUACGGCAACUCCUAUAGCUUCUGGCUAUCCACUGUCGAACAGUCUGAAAUGUUCAGGAAGCCACAGUCUGAGACACUGAAAGCAGGGAAUCUCCAGACACGCGUGAGCCGCUGUGUUGUGUGCAUGAAGAGUACAAGAACAUAGCAAUGCUGAUUCCAGCACGAUCCCUUAUCAGGGGCGAUCACCACAGCGACUGCAUCAGUUACAUCUGGAACAAGUGGAAUCCUCGUGGUGCAUUAUUUUCAAUUUCAACUCUAUGGUGCUACUGUGCAACACAGCAAAAAAGAAAAAAUCCUUAAAAAAAACUAAAAGAAAAAAUUUACUAGUCUUUACUUUUUUAAAGAAGUACCUCAUACAGAGACAGAAAAGUCAACAAAAGUGCCAUGAUGGAUCAGUGACAAAAAAGUGCAUCUCCCCCCCUCCCCGCCUUUUGUUUUGUUUUCUUUAAACAUUUUUUUUCAUAGAAUUGUGGUUGGUAUGCAAGCAACACAUUUUUCGAGAGACAUUUUCACAAAUUACUGAAAUUCUCUCCAUGUUACCAAAUCGGCACUUUGAACAUCAAUGAGAAAAAUGCACUGAAUAGUUACAUUAGUGAGACUGCUUUUUGUUUCAUGCUUUCAUUUUUUCCCCAUCACUCUUCUUUCUCCCACUGCUUGGUGGUACUAACACUGCUGUAUCCAUGAAUCUUUAACUCCAAGCCCUUUAACUGUUUUGUAAGUAAUAAAAUGUGUAUAUUGUGUAAAACACCUUUUUAGUCUAAAACCUUAAAUGGUACUUCUUUAUUAUGAUUUUUUUUCCCCAACUUUUUGGCACAUGUUCAUUCACUCAUUCAUAUUCUAUCUCACUUUUUAACUUUCACAAUAUUUGUACAAAGUAAACAUUCUUUUAAUGAAA